This is a messenger RNA of Racocetra persica, 1564 nucleotides long. Lineage: Eukaryota; Fungi; Glomeromycota; Glomeromycetes; Diversisporales; Gigasporaceae. The record is from the annotation of a GenBank genome assembly.
CGUACGGUCUUUACAACCAGUUUCGCCCGUGAAUUCCCUUAAUACAAAACGCACAACCCCAUUAUUCAUUAAUGGUGAAUUUGUGGAAUCGAAGACGGACAAAUGGAUACCAUUGUAUAAUCCAGCAACAAAUGAAUUGGUUACUCUCGUUCCUGAAACUACUCCUGAAGAAUUAAAAACUGCUGCUGACACUGCUGCUGAGGCUUUCAAGACAUGGAGAAAAACUUCUAUUCUUUCACGGCAACGUAUCUUGUUAGAUCUUCAGCUUUUGAUCCGAGAACAUGCUGACAAGCUUGCAAAAUCUAUCACUGAAGAACAAGGAAAAACCUUUGCUGACGCGAAGGGUGAUGUUUUGCGAGGGAGGCAAGUUGUUGAAACUGCUUGUGGUAUUACGAAUUUGUUUAUGGGCGAGCAAUUGGCAGUUGCUACCGACAUGGACACCUUUACAAUCCGGGAACCAUUGGGUGUUACUGCUGGAAUUUGUCCUUUUAACUUCCCUGCAAUGAUUCCAUUAUGGAUGUUUCCUUUAUCAAUUGCUGCGGGGAAUACUAUGAUCAUUAAACCUUCAGAACGUGAUCCAGGUGCUGCAAUGAUUCUAGCCCAAUUGGUCAAAGAAGCUGGCGUACCAAAUGGUGUUCUCAAUAUUGUUCAUGGUUCUGUCGAUGCUGUAAACUUUAUAUGCGACAAUGAGCAUAUAAAAGCUAUCUCUUUUGUCGGGAGUGAUCGCGCUGGAAAAUAUAUUUAUAAACGAGGGACUGCAAACGGCAAACGGGUGCAAGCCAACUUAGGUGCGAAAAAUCAUGGCGUCGUUAUGCCCGAUGCCAAUAAAAAUCGUACGCUAAAUCAGCUCGCUGGCUCUGCAUUUGGCGCUGCUGGACAACGUUUUACAGUAUUAAUGUCUUUCAAACUUUUUAAGGCACUGUCUACUGUUGUAUUUGUUGGUAAAGCAAAAGAAUGGUUACCAGAUCUCGUUGAACGUGCAAGUAAACUCAAAAUUUCGGGUGGAAUGGAACCUGACACAGACCUUGGACCUUUGAUCACACGUCAAGCUAAAGAACGCGUUGAAAAACUAAUCCAGAGUGGUGUUGAUCAAGGUGCAGAAUUGAUAUUAGAUGGACGUAACCCAGCAGUUCCAGAAAAGUAUAAGAACGGAAACUUUGUCGGACCAACUAUUUUGGCGGAUGUUAGACCUCAUAUGGAUUGUUACAAGGAGGAAAUAUUUGGUCCUGUUCUUAUUACUUUAAAUGCUGAUACUCUUGAUGAUGCUAUUAAAUUAAUCAAUGAUAAUCCUUAUGGAAAUGGCACUGCUAUAUUCACAAGUAAUGGAAGCAAUGCACGUUAUUUUACAACAUCCAUUGAAGUUGGGCAAAUUGGUGUAAAUGUACCAAUUCCGGUUCCCUUACCAAUGUUCUCAUUUACCGGAAAUAAGGCUUCUAUUCAAGGAGAUGUUAAUUUCUGCAAUGGAUUACAAUUUUACACACAAACUAAAACGGUAACUGCUUUAUGGAGACAUGAAGAUGUUGAUCACACAAAAUCAGCCGUGACAAUGCCGACGAUGCAAUAA